Messenger RNA from Tupaia belangeri chinensis (Chinese tree shrew), 1957 nucleotides. RefSeq names its product alkB homolog 1, histone H2A dioxygenase (gene ALKBH1). Gene Ontology annotation, cellular component: nucleus; cytoplasm. The transcript has 6 exons. Gene Ontology annotation, molecular function: oxidative RNA demethylase activity; ferrous iron binding; broad specificity oxidative DNA demethylase activity. Bases 22 to 1191 code for a protein of 389 amino acids. Gene Ontology annotation, biological process: oxidative RNA demethylation. The record is from RefSeq and is a predicted model, not a curated record. Lineage: Eukaryota; Metazoa; Chordata; Mammalia; Scandentia; Tupaiidae.
GGGCACAGAGCAAGUUGCGAAAUGGGGAAGAUGGCGGCUGCCGUGGGCUCUGUAGCGACGCUGGCCGCGGAACCUGGGGAGGACGCCUUUCGGAAACUUUUCCGCUUCUACCGGCAGAGCCGGCCUGGGACCGCAGACCUGGGCGGGGUCAUCGACUUCUCGGCGGCCCACGCAGCCCACGGCACUGAGCCUGGUGCCCACAAGGUGUUCAGAUCUCAGCUAAGCGUGUCUGCAGUGAGUGAGAAUGAUGCAUGUAGAGCAGGACUUCAGCCAGUCAGCAAGUGGCGAGCCUAUGGACUCGAAGGCUACCCUGGAUUUAUUUUCAUCCCGAAUCCCUUCCUCCCAGGUUAUCAGUGGCACUGGGUGAAGCAGUGCCUUAAGUUAUAUUCCCAGAAACCUAAUGUGUGUAACCUGGACAAACAUAUGACUAAAGAAGAGACCCAGGAUCUGUGGGAACAGAGCAAAGAAUUCCUGAGGUGUAAAGAAAUGAAUAAACGGAGACCCCGAAGUUUACUAGAGAAAUUACGCUGGGUGACCCUAGGCUACCAUUAUAACUGGGACAGUAAGAAAUACUCAGCAGAUCAUUACACACCUUUCCCUUCUGACCUGGCUUUCCUCUCAGAGCAAGUAGCUGCUGCCUGUGGAUUUCAAGGCUUCCGAGCUGAAGCAGGUAUCCUGAAUUACUACCGCUUAGACUCCACACUGGGAAUCCAUGUGGACAGAUCUGAACUAGAUCACUCCAAACCCCUGCUGUCAUUCAGCUUCGGACAGUCUGCCAUCUUUCUCCUGGGUGGCCUCAAAAGAGAUGAGGUCCCCACGGCCAUGUUUAUGCACAGUGGUGACAUUAUGGUAAUGUCGGGUUUCAGCCGCCUGUUGAACCAUGCAGUCCCUCGGGUCCUUCCAAAUCCCAUGGGGGAAAGCCUGCCUCACUGCCUUGAGACACCACUCCCUUCUGUCCUCCCUGGAGAUUCAGUCAUAGAGCCUUGCUCUGUGGAGGACUGGCAGGUGUGUGCCAGCUACUUGAAAACUGCUCGUGUUAACAUGACCAUCCGACAGGUACUGGCCACAGACCAGGACUUCCCUUUGGAACCAACAGAGGAGAAAAAAAGAGACAUCAUCCAAGAAGGUUUCUGCAAUCUAGAUGACCAAAAUAGCCAAGUAAAACGGGCUAAGUUAAGCCCUGACAGCUGAGGCUAGAGUCACUUUUUUGUUGUUUUUUUGGCCGAAGCAGGUCUUGAGAUAAUGACUGUGCCAUUUGUAUUGCCAUGAACUUUAGCACCAAUACAAGCCCAAAAACAGACAGGGAAGAAUGCAUCAUUGAUCACGUUGUUGCCUUGGAACCCGUCUUGAAGAGAAAACCGAUUAACUACUCUGCUCAGAGAAGCGUUAGUCAUGGUCUGGUCCUUUGUAGGUGCUGUGCUGAGGAGUCCAAGGAGGUGCAGUUUUCCACAACAGCCUCCUCAGCCUCUGUCACUCACAGCCUCUGAAGAAGGAAGAAGUGAGUCUCCGCAUCUGCAGAGUCUUUAAAUACCACAUAUUUUAUUACUGGGAAAUACCGUACCCUCCACCCCACUGCGUCUGGUGAUUUGUGGUAAAAUUGUAGUUCCAUGAAUGGUCAUUAGUCUCAUCAUCUUCCUUCCCGUAGACAUUAUCAAAUUCUUUGAUCUUGUCUUCCAUCUUCUCUGGUUCUCAUAGAGGAUCCUGUAUACCUUAAGACAGUGGAAUUAGAAAUCUUGUCCACCGGAGAAGAAAUUAAUCAGCUCUCUCUCUUGUCUAAAAGAUAAAUAUAUGUAAACCCAAAGAAAAGGAAACAGUAGUUUAUCCACUUUUCUUUUAGGUCUCCAAACUCUCCCUGUCAGCUUUUUAAUGUAAUUUUAAUUAUUAGACAAAAAGAAAAUCCCAAGAAUAUUCUGUUACUGAUUUCUCCAUGAAUAAACUUACUCAAGUUUAAAUUAAA